This is a messenger RNA of Ustilago hordei, 3663 nucleotides long. RefSeq lists its product as uncharacterized. Lineage: Eukaryota; Fungi; Basidiomycota; Ustilaginomycetes; Ustilaginales; Ustilaginaceae. Gene Ontology annotation, biological process: post-chaperonin tubulin folding pathway; microtubule cytoskeleton organization; tubulin complex assembly. Gene Ontology annotation, molecular function: beta-tubulin binding; GTPase activator activity. The transcript has a single exon. The record is from RefSeq and is a predicted model, not a curated record. The coding region runs from base 1 to 3663 and encodes 1220 amino acids.
AUGUCAUCAGCAGAAGCGAUCAUCGAUGACCCUGCAGUGGUUGUCGAAGAGAAGGAGCUCGUCCGCUUCGAACGGGCAGACGAGUACAUCUCGCUCCUCUCUCAGCUAGUGCAGGCCGGCACUAGUCCGACCAGCAUUGCUUCGACAUCGUCAAGGCUGGACGCCACGACCAAGACGCCAGAUGGCGUACUCGGCACGCUCAUCAGCAUCCUAGACGAGUACCAGGACCAGUCGAACCUGCUCGACCCUUACCUUGAAUGUAUCGUGUCACCCCCCGUCAAGGCACUUCAGCUUCAUGUACACUCCCUUGCCAACUCCCAAGAUGCCGACACUUGCAACCAACUGCCAAUAGAAGCAGUGACUCGACUAAGCAAGCUCGUCUAUGCCUACACAAAGGUCCGCGGAUACAAGACCAUCGUGCACUACUUUCCGCAUGAAGUAGCCGAGCUGCCAGCGACACUAGCUUUCCUUGAGGAUCUGCAAACAUCCGCCGCCGGAAAUGAGGAAGGCUGCUGGGAGCUCCGCUACGUUUGCCUUCUCUGGCUCUCGCUCAUCUGUAUGAUUCCAUUCGAUUUAGCCAAGUUCGAUCAGCCAGGCCAGGCAAGCACGGAGACGACUGCCUCCAGGAUCGCAGCCGUAGCGAAUCACUUUAUCACAAGUCCAGGAAAGGAACGCGAUGCAGCUGCAGUGGUUCUUGGUCGACUGUUCCAGCGCAACGAUGUUCAGCAGAAAAAUCUCUUCAACACUUUCCUCUCCACCAGCCUUGACGCACUUAAGGUCGGCAAGGUCAGCCCCUUCCACGCCACAGGAAUCCUACAAGCACUAUGCGAGAUUCUCAAAACCAGCGAGCCCACCUUUGUGGUGACGCAUCUUGCUGCAAUACAGAGCAUUGUCGAUGCAUGCGAUACAGAACACAAUGCUGCUCUCGCUGGCAACGGGCUCAUCGUCAAGUAUCAGACCAAGCUAGUCAGUAGGUUAUCACUCAAGCUGUUGCGCCCACGUGCUCGUCGACAUGCGAACAAGGUUCAUAUCCUUGGCAGUAGCGGACCCCAGAGGGUCUCCAACGAGAAGGAGGAAGAUGAUGACGAAUCAGACAUCCCAGAAGAGAUUGAAUCUUUCAUCUCGUACCUCAUCGAGGCUUUGCAGCACAAAGACACAGUAGUACGCUACAGCGCAGCAAAAGGUCUGGCUAGACUUUGCGACCGCUUGCCCAACUCAUUCUUGGAUCAGGUUGUGGAAGCAAUCGUUUCGCUGUUCCACAUCAACAUACCCGACCUAUACAAUGGCGCGACGGAUCUCAGCUCAGUCUCAGAACACACAUGGCAAGGCGCCUGUAUGGCCUUAGCAGAGCUCGCUCGUCGAGGACUGCUCUUCGCUGACAUGCUGUCGGAAGCAUUGCCCUGGAUCUUGCAAGCUCUGCUAUUCGAUGUGAGAAGGGGCGCACACUCGGUAGGGGCCAAUGUCAGGGACGCGGCAUGCUACGUUGUGUGGGCGUUGGCGAGAUCGAAUGAUGUCGAGUCGAUUCGACCGCAUGCGAUGGACCUGGCGAAGAGGCUGGUUGCAGUGGCGACACUGGAUAGAGACGUGUCGAUCAGGAGGGCAGCAAGUGCCGCGUUCCAAGAGUCGGUCGGAAGGCUGGGCUUGUUUGCGCAUGGAAUCGAUGUGAUCAGAAUGACCGACUUUUACGCUGUUAGUGUUCGGCGGAACGCUUUCCUCGACUGUGCAGUCAAAGUAGGUGGCUUUGAAGAGUACAGAGGAUAUUUGGUGGAUCACUUGCUUCGCGUCGUGACUGUUCACUGGGAUCCAGCGAUGCGUCGAUUGGGAGCGCAGUCGGUGGCGCUCAUCGCAAUGCACGAGCCCGCUCAGCUACUUGCAGAGAUCACAACUCGACUCAGCAAGCGCAUCGAAACAGCCGACAUCGCUGUUCUGCAUGGAACGCUGCUGAGCCUUGCUGAACUGUGUCGACUAUCCCGGACGCUUCCAAGCGACCAAGCUGCGGUAAGAGAGCGCGUUCGAGCACAAGCCUUUGACCUUCUCGAUUCGGUCCGCCCAAGUGUCUUCCGCUCCCUCGGCGCAGCAUCUAUCCUGCAAGCAGCAUGCCGCCUCAUCGGCUCAGGCUUCUCACUUACAACCGUAUCCUCGGAGAACGAGACUCAAACGUGGGAGAAAAUCCUCAACCUCGCUCUCGCCCGCCAUGAAGAGAUCGUGCACACUGCUGCAGCUGAAGCCGUCUCUCAACUCAGUACUAGUGUCGAUUUGUCAUCCAAGAUCCGAUUGACAUUAGACGGAUGGUCAAGUCUGACACUUGCUCAGCAGCAAAGCAACACGCUUCUGCUUGGUGCUCUUGACUUUCGUCGACAUGCGGAGCUGUUCGAGGCGGUAAUCAGGCAGUUGAUUUCUCUCGGUCGAACAAGUACGAAGCUGACACCGAAUGCGUUGUAUUCAGAGAAUAUCGAAGUCCGCCGUAACGCGGUGGACAGCAUCACUCGUGCCGUGGUGGGUUUACAGGAUCGAUUUACAGGAAUCUGCACCUCCGCACUGCUAUGGAAUGUGGUGGAGUCGAUGUUGGUCGGGCUGCAAGACUAUUCGACGGAUCAACGUGGUGAUGUGGGAUCCUGGGUUCGGCUCAGCUGUAUUGCUGGCUUGCGACAGAUCCUCAUCCUUCUCAAAGAGACUGAGACGAAGUCGUGGCUAACAGACGAAGAGUUUCAAAAAGCAAUCGGCGCGAUGUGGAAGCAAGCAGCAGAGCGAAUCGACCAUGUUCGACACACUGCAGGUACGAGCGUCCUGGCCGUGUACCACGCAUAUGACGAUGUCGCAUCUAGCGCAAAGCUAUCAGGGUACGAGAUCGUCAAGUCUACUUACGGACAUCACUGUCUCCGCCCAUUCGAGCAGUCAGCAUCCCACUUACCCAUUCCCAGCGCAGCAAACAGCGAAGAAGACUCAACAUUUCAUCGCAGCUUUAGAGAUCCCAAAGUAGCUUUCCCUCGUCUCUGCCAGCUUCUCUUCAUCCCCGCAUACCGCGCUCCGAUUCUGGAAGGCCUCAUCAUCAGCGUCGGUUCCAAAUCCGACCUUGGCGAACGCAUUAUCGGUCCCGCGCUCACCUCCCUUCCCACCACCUCUGCAGCAUACACCCUGGUCCAGCUGCUGGGCAACAUCUUCGAUCUGUGCAAACGCAAAUUCGGCGACAACCGAAUCUUCAUCCCCGCCAUACAAACCGUUAAUCUCCUCCUCGAGAACGGUGCCCAUGAAGAUGGAAUGGGUGACAUUCUCAUUAGGCUAGUCAAGAUGGCAACUACAAAUGUUGGAAAGAUUAAAUCUGUUCCUCGUCUGCUGGCAUCUGCUGCUCUGUGUGCGAACCUUAUCCUGGCCAUCACCAGAGAGAAUGAGGAAGAUGGGAGGGAAAAGAUGGUUCUUCUGUUGGUGAAGACAGUGGAAUCGUUUCUAACACAUUCUUUUCCAACGGUCAGGGUCAAGACGGCUGAACAGCUCUAUGCUGUCCUUUCCUCUAGCGCUUCAUUUGACGAAGAGGAAGGUGGCAAACUGGAAACAUGGCAAGAACUCGAAAUGACUUUGCUCGAUACGAAGUGGGGCGCAGCUUCGGGCGUCGAUGAAGCGACUGUCCAAAGCAUAACCGCUGCUCUUCCUCGUCUUUUGUCUUGA